AUGGUUGCGCUACUCCCUGUUCUGGCCCUGGCCACUUUUGCCGCUGCUGUUCCUCUCGAAGUCGCCCUCAAUGUUGGCACUGAUGAUUCUCGCAAAUGCGGAGGUAAAUACGCAGAGACCAGCCUCUCUGGAAAAGGAGUCAUCGUCGACGCCUCGGGAAAGACAGAGAACAGCUUCCCGACUUUCAACCAGGCGGUUGCUGCCCUGACGAACACCACGGAGGAGCAGACGAUCUUUGUCUACCCCGGCAACUACUCUGAGCAGAUUCGCAUUCCCAACCAUGCCGGUCCCAUCACGAUCCAGGGUUACACCUGCGACGGCCGCUCCUACGCAGCCAACCAAGCCACCUUGACCGGCAACCUCUCCCGCCAGAUUGCCAACCUCACCAGCAACGACCAGACCGCCACCCUCCGCCUCUGGUCCGACAACAUGAAGAUCUACAACCUCAACAUCGAGAACACCUUCGGCCAGGCUGACAAGCUCGGCCAAGCUCUCGCCGUCAGCGCGCAGGCUACCAACCUCGGAUUCUACGCCUGCAAGCUCACCGGCUACCAAGACACCAUCUACGCCAACGAGGGCCGCCAGAUCUACGCCAAGUCCUUCAUCGAGGGCGCCGUCGACUUCGUCUUCGGUCUGAGGGCCAUCGCCUGGUUCGAGAAGUGCGACAUCAACACCAUCGGCAAGGGAUACAUCACCGCCAACGGCCGCGACGCCGACAACAACACCUCCUUCUACGUCUUCAACAAGGCCAACGUCACCGGCACCAGCGGGCCCGCGUCCGUCACUCUGGGUCGUCCAUGGAGGACGUUCGCCAGGGUUGUCUUCCAGGACAGCGAGUUGGGCGAUGUGGUCAAGCCCGAGGGAUGGUCCACCUGGGACAAGACCUCCCCGACGGAUAACAUCUACUUCAAGGAGUACAACAACGUUGGCCCCGGCGCUGCCGGUCCCAGAGCCAACUUCAGCUCAACUAUUGACAAGCCGGUCAAGGCUGAUGACCUGUUCGGCAAGGACUUCAAGAAGGAGUGGUGGGUUGACUCUGAGUUUUUGUGA
This is a messenger RNA of Colletotrichum chrysophilum, 1050 nucleotides long. RefSeq lists its product as uncharacterized. The record is from RefSeq and is a predicted model, not a curated record. The transcript has a single exon. Lineage: Eukaryota; Fungi; Ascomycota; Sordariomycetes; Glomerellales; Glomerellaceae. Gene Ontology annotation, biological process: cell wall modification. Gene Ontology annotation, molecular function: pectinesterase activity. The coding region runs from base 1 to 1050 and encodes 349 amino acids.